Molecule: messenger RNA, 1672 nt
Organism: Capsella rubella
Lineage: Eukaryota; Viridiplantae; Streptophyta; Magnoliopsida; Brassicales; Brassicaceae
Product: cytochrome P450 94B3
Exons: 1
Coding region: 170-1672 (500 amino acids)
Molecular function (GO): monooxygenase activity; oxidoreductase activity, acting on paired donors, with incorporation or reduction of molecular oxygen; iron ion binding
Source: RefSeq, a predicted model, not a curated record
AGUCCACUGUAAGAGGUUCAAUUAUAUGUUACAAUAUAAAAGGGAAAGCAAUUAACUAAAAUAAGUGAAAAUAAAGCUCGUGCGUGAAAUCUCCUUUGUCUUCUAUUAUGACCAUUUUGUUCCACUUCCAUUAACUUUGAAGCUGCUCAAUGCUCAUCAUCAAUCCACAAUGGAAGCUUCAAACACUCUUCUGCUUCUAUUUCUUCUAUCUCUACUUGUGGUUCUGAUCGCCUCUACUGGAAAAAAAUAUCCUUGCGGCCGCAGCAACACCAGUGUACCGAGAACGUACCCGGUUAUUGGAUGCAUAGUUUCAUUCUAUAGCAACCGAAACCGGUUGCUGGAUUGGUAUACGGAGCUCCUAACCGAAUCCCCAAGUGGGACAGUAGUCAUCCGCCGCUUAGCUUCCCGGAGAACCGUGGUGACGGCGAACCCUUCCAACGUCGAGUAUAUCCUCAAAACAAACUUCGACAACUACCCCAAAGGCAAACCCUUUACGGAUAUUCUCGGCGACUUUCUCGGCAACGGCAUUUUUAACGUUGACGGGAACCUCUGGUUGAAGCAGCGGAGACUUGCUACUCACGAUUUCACCCCCAAGUCUCUCAGAGACUACGUCACCGUUUUGAGGAACGAGGUCGAUCACGAGCUCUUACCCUUUCUAGACGCUGCUGCGGGAGCCUCUCAGCCCUUGGAUCUUCACGAGCUUCUCCGUAGAUUCUUUUUCAAUCUUGUUUGCAUCGUUUUCCUCGGGAUCGAUCAUCGAUGCAGUUUAGACCCGUUGUCUCCCGUUUCCGUCUUCGACCGAGCGUUCCAGACAGCUUCUGCCGUUAGCGCUGGACGCGGCUCCGCACCGCUCUCUUUCGUUUGGAAGUUGAAGAGACUGGUCGGGUUUGGAUCCGAAAAGGAGCUCAGAAGCGCCGUCGGACAAGUUCAUAGCUGCGUCCAUGACAUCAUUCGAGAGAAGAAGAGGAUGAUCACCAACCACGACUUUCUCUCGCGGCUGAUCGUCGCCGGAGAAAGCGACGAGACUGUGAGAGAUAUGGUCAUCAGUAUUGUGAUGGCGGGGAGGGACACCACAUCUGCGGUCACCACACGGCUGUUUUGGUUCAUCACCACCGGUCACAUGAAGCAAACCGAGCACGAUCUGGUUAGUGAAAUCCGAUCGGUUAAGGAGAUGACCCGAGGGGGUUUCGAUUACGAGUCACUGAAGAAACUGAGUUUGUUGAAAGCGUGUUUGUGUGAAGUGAUGCGAUUGUAUCCUCCGGUACCGUGGGACUCCAAACACGCGUUAUCAGACGACCGGUUACCAGACGGUACGGAGGUGCGUGCCGGAGACCGGGUGACGUAUUUCCCAUAUGGUAUGGGGAGAAUGGAGGAGCUUUGGGGGGAAGACUGGGGUGAGUUCAGACCAAACCGGUGGGUGGUCGUUGAUCAAACCUGCAGAGUUUUGAAGAAAGUGAAUCCGUUUAUGUUUCCGGUUUUUCAAGCCGGCCCAAGGGUUUGUCUCGGGGAAGAGAUGGCGUACGUCCAGAUGAAGUAUGUCGUGGCUUCCAUACUUGACCGGUUUGUGUUUGAACCGAUCCUUACGGAUAAACCGGUUUUUGUGCCGAUGCUCACGGCUCACAUGGCUGGUGGGAUGCAAGUCCGCGUUCGUCGGAGGGAUCCGUCUCGUUGA